AUGGCGGAGUGGCGCGCGGUGCCCAGCGACCUCUUCCCCUUCGUGCUCGCCUUCCUGCGCGAGAACCGCUUCGAGGGCGCCGCGCGCGCCUUCGCCAGGGAGGCGGCGGCGAAGGAGCAGGACCCCAACGCAGCCUCCCUCCUCGACAUCUUCAGUUACUGGCUGAAGUCUCCAGCGGCCAAGAAGAGAAAGCUCGUUCCCAACGGCCCCCGGGCGAAGAGGAAGCCGUCCUCCAGCAGCGAUGACAGCUCCAGCGAGGAGGACGAGACGCCCCCAGCCAAGAAACCAGCUAAAGCAGCAGCUGUGCCCAAGGCAAAAGCAGUUCGUCCAGCCAAGAAGGCAGAGAGCAGCAGCGAGGACUCCAGUGAUGAUUCAGACUCAGAGGAGGAGAAGCCGCCAGCAAAGAAAGGCGCAAAACCCGUGGUGAAGCCAGCUGGAACCAAAAUCCAGCCUCAGAAGAAAGCAGAGAGUUCCAGCUCUGACUCAAGCAGCUCAGAUGAAGAAGCACCAAAGAAACAGCCACCAAAACCAGCAACACCUAAAUCAGGAAGUAAAGCUGCCCAGGCGGCCACCAAAGUGGUCAAUGGAAAAGCAGCAAGCAGUAGCAGCAGUAGUGAAGAUUCUGAUGAGGAAAAGGCUGCACCGAAGAAGGCUGUUCCCAAGAAAUCACCUCUCCCGAAACCUGCAGCCACUCAAGCAUGUCCAGGGAAAAACAAACAUGCCAAGGAAAGUUCCAGUAGUGAGGACUCAUCUGACAGCUCAGAGGAUGAAAAGCCACCUGCAAAACAAAAGCCGAAGUCUGGUCAGUACAGUGCUGUACCACCUCCUCAAGCUACGCAGACAAAGAAGGGCCUUGCCAAGGCUCCUGCAAAAAAGGCUGAGAGCAGUGACUCUUCAGACAGUAGUGAUGAGGCAGAGAAGGUGCCCCCAAAGGGAGGAGCAGGCAAAGCAGUGGUAGCUAAAAAAAUCCCUGGUCCCCAAAACAAAGCUGUGACUACCAAGAAGGCUGAAUCCAGUUCUGACAGUGACUCAGAUUCUAGCUCUGAAGAUGACAAGAAGAAGGUAGGGAGUAAGCUCCCAGCUAAACAACCUGUGAUAAAGAAUGCUUCCAAACCAGCAAAAGUAGCUGUCAAGCCUGGACAAGCAAAGAAAGACUCCAGUUCUUCCUCAGACAGCUCAGAUUCUGACAGCUCUGACAAGAAGGCCCCUGUGAAGCCCGCAACUAAAGCAGCAAUGCCUGCAACAAAGAAGUCACAAGCUGCCACAAAGAAAGCACAAAGUAGCUCUGAUUCAGAUAGCAGCUCCAGCAGCUCUGAGGAUGAGAAGAAGAAAGGCACUCCAGCUAAACUAGCUGGCAAAGUGGGUAGGCCAGUGUCCAAACCUUCUACCCCAGCUCCCAAAGCAGGCACUUCUGACUCUGAUAGCUCAAGCAGUGAAGAGGAAAAGAAGCCAGCAGUGAAACCAGCCACCAAAUCUACAGGGGCAGCAAAAGCAACUGGGGGGAAGAAGGCAGCUGCUUCUAGAAGUAGUAGCAGCUCAUCUGAUAGUUCCAGCGAAGAGGAUGAGAAGCCCAAAAAGGCAGGGAAAGGAGCACAGAACAGUUCUAAGACCACUGCCUCUACAGAGAAAGCAAAAGCAUCCACACCAGCAGCAAACAACCUGAAGUCUAAGCCAGCUGGUGGCAGCAGCAGCAGCAGCAGUGAAAGCAGCUCUGAAGAAGAGACUGGAAAAGUCAAUGGAGGCAUGAUCAGGAAGAAACAGAAGAGGGAAGAUGUUCAGGAGCCAGAGACACCACGCAGUAAAAAGGCAAAGAUCAAAGCCAAAACACCACACACAGUUCCCAAGGUGAAACAGCCAGCCUCUCCAUUCCGCCGCGUAAGGGAAGAAGAAAUUGAGCUGGAUGCCCGUGUGGCUGAUAACUCAUUUGAAGCAAAGAAAGGAGCAGCUGGUGACUGGGGUGAGAAGGCUAACAAUGUCCUGAAAUUCACUAAAGGCAAAUCUUUCCGCCAUGAGAAGACAAAGAAAAAACGAGGCAGCUACCGUGGGGGCAGUAUAUCGACCCAAGUCAAUUCUGUCAAGUUUGAAAGUGACUGAGAAUGUUUCCUUUGGAAUUCAUAAACCAUCUGCUCACCAGAAUGGCUUGGAUGGGCAUGUGGACGUUAUGGAUGUCAAACCUGCCUGGAAUGCUACCUCCCCUAGCCCACUGUGGGGCAGGCAGCUCCAGCGUGGGGAUGUAGGAGAAUGGUUGGAUGUUUCCCCCUUUUAUUUCUAAUUCUGGUUUAGGCCCCUGAUUUGGAACCAUCCUUGAGCUGGUGUUAUUGGCACCACUAGGGUCACCUCCAAGACUUAAAUUUUCUACAGUCUUAUUUUAAAAGGCUGGCAGUGAUUUUUUUUUUAUUUCAGUUUCCUGCCCAUCUAGUAGAAGAAAGAGAAAGCAUUCUCCUGUAUCUUAACCUCCCACUUCUUUUUUCAGCCAGUUUAACUUGGAUACCUGUGAAAUGGCAAGUAUUGUAACUUGCCUCUGGCUAGUUACUGUAAGAGCAACAACUGAUUUGAACCCUCUGGCUGUAAUCCCUACCCCCACCUGACAUUUCAAGUUCACAGUUGCAGUGUGACGGGGUUCCUCUUUCCUGUUUCCUUCUUUUAUGGUUUCACCUUGUAGUGAAUUCCUACCUUCCUCUUCCUUCCACUCCUGUUGAGGCCACUAACCAGAGUACCUGGAGAAGCAGAGUCUAAAUACACCUUAGUAGUUGAGUAACUGUAUUGGUUGGAGUUGCAAGUUGUAGGCUAUUGUCAGAAAGACCAAGGUCUGUAGUACUGCUGUGGCACUCUUGGUAAUGCUUCCCUUGGGAAUGUAGCUGGGGAGUGGAGAUGUGCAGAAACUCUUGACUGCAUGAGGUUGUGACGUUUGGCUCAGUGGGAAUGGGUAAGGAGGCAGAGGAGAUAAAGCCCUCUUUUCUAUCCAGCUCUGCUUUUUCUUGUGUUUGUGUUUCAGAGGCUCUGACUGCAGUGUGGCAUUACUCCUUGUUCUCUUUGAACAUAAAAUGUGCCAGCUUAUGCUUGCUUGCAGCAAUGUGCUGUGCAGCUUGUUAGGAGUCGAGAUGAGUGUAUCAUUAAUGCCUUCGGUUUCUUUUCUGAGUUGGAUCACUUGCUCUUUGAGCUGUUUUCCAUCUGUUAAAUCCCUCUCAAGAAGUAAAAUGCCAGUUUCCCCAUAGCACUAAGGCAAAUAAAGCCUGGUGCUGUAAGGUUUGAAGUGUUAGCUAAAAGUACAUGUUUGGUAUGGGGAGCCUCAAACAAGUUCAGUAACUUGCAGCCUAAACUGAGAUUUUGUGAGCAACUGAGAUACAAUACAAUGGCUUACUGCUGUUGAGAAGAGGGCUUGCUUUCCCUCCAGUUGUGUGACUGCCUCCUUAUUUCUGGUGCAACUUGCAUCUGGUAGAAAAUGCUUCCCCCAACUACUUUUUUCUCCCUGUUAGGUGGGUUAAGUUAACUUUAGUUUGUGGAGCAGUCUGCUGAGCCCAUAGUCAGUAUGAGUUGAAUAGCGGUAGUGCAUGUUUGGGAAACGGGGUAGUGGGCUGAGAACUGCUCACCCCAUCUCAUGAAACUGCCAGCCACCGAGAGAGGUUAUGCAGGGCCUGAUUUCCAGGUUUCCAUUCCCUCCCCAAAGGGUGACAGUGAGAAGAGCCCUGUUGUUACAUGAAGCUGCACUUCUGUGCAAAGCAGUGUCACCUAAUUGAGGGUUGGAUGAGACUUGAUGAGCCACCCUCAUAUACAUGAGCUGCAACUUGUUCCAAUGAGCUUUUUUCAGGACUUCCCCUCUGGCUUGCACAAUCACUCUGGUGCCUGGAUUCUAGGCUACAGUGCAGAGGGGCCCAGGAGACCACAGUUAUUACAAGGACUUAAAGGUUAGAGGCCAAAGGAAGGUGGGAAGAGAGUAUUUUCUGCCUGGGGAUUUGAACAUCAUCUUGCUUGUGAUUUGUCGUUUGCCCUCUUUCUUCUGUUUAUCAGGAACUUACAUUUGGAACUCUCAAACUUUUUAAAAACUUUUAUGUUUUGGGGGUAUUUUAAGUGUAAGAAUUUUAAUGUGUUGGAAAAUAAAGAUUGCUGCCU
Molecule: messenger RNA, 4110 nt
Organism: Gymnogyps californianus (California condor)
Lineage: Eukaryota; Metazoa; Chordata; Aves; Accipitriformes; Cathartidae
Gene: NOLC1
Product: nucleolar and coiled-body phosphoprotein 1
Exons: 14
Coding region: 1-2094 (697 amino acids)
Cellular component (GO): nucleolus; nucleoplasm
Molecular function (GO): protein binding
Source: RefSeq, a predicted model, not a curated record